Messenger RNA from Aegilops tauschii subsp. strangulata, 1561 nucleotides. Its product is annotated as aspartic proteinase nepenthesin-1. Lineage: Eukaryota; Viridiplantae; Streptophyta; Magnoliopsida; Poales; Poaceae. Gene Ontology annotation, cellular component: extracellular region. The record is from RefSeq and is a predicted model, not a curated record.
AUUGUCAUCCACUGCUCAACGGUGUGAGCGUGUGCACGAUGAAGCACAUGAUAGCGUUGCAGCUUUUACCCUACGUUCUCUUCCUAACGGUCUUGCUAGCCAUGUCGGCGACCAGCCACGCGGCGGCCCUGCGUCUCGACCUCACGCACGCCGACAGCGGCCGCGGCUUCACCAGGGGCGAGCUCCUCCGCCGGAUGGCCGCUCGGUCACGUGCCCGCAUAAACAGCCGGUGGUCACCACCCGGCCGUGGCGCCAACGCCCACGCGGUGACGGUGCCCGCGGCCCGCGGCACCGUCGGCAAAGAGGACUUUAACUCCGAGUACCUCAUCCACUUUGGCAUCGGCACGCCGCGCCCGCAGCAUGUGGCGCUGACGCUCGACACCGGCAGCGACCUCAUCUGGACGCAGUGCUUCUGCCAGGUCUGCUUCCCGCAGCCGUUCCCAGAGCUGGACACCUCCGCCUCCGGCACAGCCCACGGCGUCUCCUGCUUCGACCCCCUGUGCGCGCAGGGGGGCUUCUCGCUCUCCGGGUGCGCCGUCGGCGACAACUCCUGCUUCUACACCGACUCCUACGGUGACAACUCGGUCACGACGGGGAAGCUGUACGAAGACACCUUCACCUUCCAACAGGCGCCCAACGGCAAGGCCGCCGUCGUGCCCAACCUCCGCUUUGGUUGCGGCAUGUUCAACACCGGCAACUUCGGAUCAAACGAGUCCGGCAUCGCCGGCUUCGGCCGCGGGGCAUUGUCUCUGCCGUCACAACUCAAGAUCGGCAGGUUCUCCCACUGCUUCACCACCAUCGUGGAGUCCAGGCCCAGCCCCGCGUUCCUGGGCACGCCGGACAACCUCGAAGCGCAUUCCACGGGGCCCAUCCAAUCCACGCCGUUGGUGCGAAACCCCGAAUCCAAUCACUACUACCUUUCGCUCAAGGGCAUCACCGUGGGCAAGAGGCGGCUGCCGUUCGACGCGUCGGCGUUCGCGCUCAAGGGCGACGGCUCCGGCGGGACGAUCAUCGACUCCGGCUCGGCCCUGACGAGCGUCCCGGAGGCCGUGUACCAGAGCCUCGUGGAGGCGUUCGAGUCGCAGGUGCCGCUGCCUGUCAACAAAAACAACACCGACGAGCACGAUGGCUUGCUGUGCUUCACCGUCUCGCCGAAGAAGAAGGAGACCGCCAUGCCGAAGCUGAUCCUCCACCUGGAGGGCGCGGAGUGGGAGCUUCCACGGGAGAACUACGUGCUGUACACCGAGGAGGACGGGCUGUGCGUGGUGAUAAGUUCCGCGGGCGAGGACAGCAGGUCGCUCAUCGGCAACUUCCAGCAGCAGAACACGCACAUCAUCUACGACCUGGAGCACAAUAUGUUGGUGUUCGUGCCCGCGCGCUGCGACAAGCUGUGAUACGGAUAUGGCAACACGUGUAUUGUGUAUCGUUCUACGUACGUACGUACGUAUGUACUGGUCACAUUGUUUAUCGAUACUACUAAGAACGCGUGAAAAGGAACACCCGUUCUCUAUGUACUAGUGCUAAAUAAACAAGGUGAGAAACUAUGAAAAGUAUUUGUUUA